AUGUCCGCCAGGCUCUACAUGAUUGCCAAUGGUGACUGCAUUACACACGUCAAGCCAAAGUGUGAGAGCGGCAUUCUACUCAAUGGCGACUGUGUCGUUGGUAACCCCACGUGUCCGGAUAAUACCGACCACAGAGACCAGAACUGCGUCAGCCGUGAGCUGCCCAAGUGCACGGAGGAAGGGUACGAGUGGAGCGAGCUCGAAAAACAAUGCCGCAGUAAGGAGAAGACCGAGUGCCCGGACAGAUACCGUGCGGAGAACGGGCAAUGCGUCUCGGGAGACCUGCCGGACUGUGGCGAGCAUGGCACUCUGCAAGGGAAAGACUGUUUCAGCAAGCAGGAACCCAAAUGCUCCGAUGACACCUACUGGGAUGGGGAAGAUUGCCGGUCCCCAGAUGAACCAGACUGUGGUGAGGGCAAGUGCUUCAAGAAGGAAAAGAACACCUGCGUGGCUGUGGAGGAGCCCGUUUGUGAUGAUCCCGAUACUGUGUUUGACAAGGUGCUGAACAACGAGUUUCCUUUCCAGCCCACUCUACCCUAUGCCAAUCCAAAGCGAUACCCACCCCUCAUGGCAGCAUCACCCAACACCACCACCCAAUACACCUCCGACCAAUUCGUCGAAAGCUGCGGGGCCAUUCUAUUCGACCUGUCUACCCCAAACAAGACCGUAUGUCUUAUCCAUUACCGUGCAAAGAACGAAUGGCUCCUUGCCAAGGGACGUCGCAACUGCGGUGAAACCCGGCACGAGGCCGCCCUCCGCGAAGUCCGCGAAGAAACCGGCUAUCAAGCACACCUCCAUCCCGUCACGAUGCAUACUCGUGCGCCGCCGAGGGACGAACAGGAACAUGUGCCAGACAUACCUCGCUUGUACCCAGCUCUUACUGAGCCUUUCAUGGUCACCAUAAGGCAGUUAGAUGGUGAUGGUGUUAAGAUUAUUUGGUGGUAUGUUGCUGCCCUGGAUGGAGGGGUGGGUGCUGGGUCUCCUGGUGGUUGGGGCGAGGAGGAGUUUACUCCAGCGUUCUUUUCUUUGGGGGAGGCGGUAGAGAGACUCAGCUUUGAGGAUGAUCGGGCUGUUCUUCGGAAGGCGAUUGCUUUGGUGGAGGCUCGUUGA
Messenger RNA from Aspergillus nomiae NRRL 13137, 1110 nucleotides. RefSeq lists its product as uncharacterized. Gene Ontology annotation, molecular function: bis(5'-nucleosyl)-tetraphosphatase (asymmetrical) activity. Gene Ontology annotation, biological process: AMP biosynthetic process; ATP biosynthetic process. The transcript is spliced from 3 exons. The record is from RefSeq and is a predicted model, not a curated record. NCBI's taxonomy places the organism in Eukaryota, Fungi, Ascomycota, Eurotiomycetes, Eurotiales, Aspergillaceae. The coding region runs from base 1 to 1110 and encodes 369 amino acids.